AUUAAUACCAUCACAUCAACAAUUAUUCUAAUCAUAUUUCUACUUAUAAUCCCAGUCGUCGCCACACUAACAAAUAGCAAGCCACCUAACUUAUCAAUAUACAUCACAUCAUCAAUUAAAUACUCAUUCUUUCUAAGCUUGAUUCCCCUUUAUGUACUAUUCAAUAAUAACACAGAACUUCUAAUCACCAGCUGACACUGAAUCACCAUUAACUCAAUCGAGCUAUCUAUUAGCCUAAAAUUUGAUUUCUUCUGCAUCAUCUUUUUACCAGUAGCACUAUAUGUUACAUGAUCUAUCAUAGAGUUCUCAUCGUGAUACAUACACUCAGACCCACACCUAGACCGAUUUAUAAAGUACCUCAUCAUAUUUCUUAUUACUAUAAUCAUUCUCACCUCAGCUAACAACCUUCUCCAACUAUUCAUCGGAUGGGAGGGUGUAGGAAUUAUAUCAUUCUUACUAAUCGGCUGAUGGUACGGACGAUCAGACGCCAACACAGCAGCCCUACAAGCAAUCCUAUAUAACCGAAUUGGAGAUAUUGGCUUUAUUCUAGCUAUAGCUUGACUAUGCCUAAAUUGUAACUCAUGGGAACUUCAACAGAUUUUUACCACUGACAAACAAAAUAUUAUCCCCCUAAUAGGACUUCUACUAGCAGCCACAGGCAAAUCAGCACAAUUUGGACUUCACCCAUGACUCCCGUCAGCCAUAGAAGGCCCAACCCCAGUCUCAGCAUUACUGCACUCCAGCACCAUGGUAGUAGCAGGUAUCUUUCUAUUAAUCCGAUUUCAUCCAAUAACCUCCAACAAUAAUGUAAUACUAACAGCUAUACUAUGCCUAGGAUCAAUAACCACACUAUUUACAGCCAUCUGCGCCCUCACCCAAAAUGAUAUCAAAAAAAUUGUAGCUUUUUCCACAUCAAGCCAACUAGGACUUAUAAUAGUCACGCUAGGACUAAAUCAACCUCACCUUGCUUUCCUACAUAUCUGCACGCAUGCCUUCUUCAAAGCCAUACUAUUUAUAUGCUCAGGCUCCAUUAUUCACAGUCUGGGAGAUGAGCAAGAUAUCCGAAAAAUAGGAGGACUAUUUACCCCCCUACCAUUCACCUCCUCAUGCCUAACUAUUGGCAGCCUUGCCUUAACGGGCAUACCAUUCCUCACAGGAUUUUAUUCCAAAGAUUUAAUCAUCGAGACAAUAAACACGUGCCACACCAACGCCUGAGCCCUACUAAUCACACUCGUAGCCACCUCUAUGACAGCAGCCUACAGCCUACGAAUCAUUUUCUUCGCCCUAAUAAAUAAACCCCGAUUUCAACCACUGAUUACAUUAAACGAAAAUAAUUCAAAGCUAACUAACCCCAUCAAACGACUAGCCCUAGGAAGUAUUUUUGCUGGAUUUAUUAUUUCAUACAACAUACCCAUCACCUUCACCCCACCAAUAACCAUACCCUGAUACCUAAAAACCUCAGCUAUCCUGGUCACAAUUACAGGACUAAUAAUCUCCCUAGAACUUAGCAAUUUAACGUACAACCUAAAAAUAAACAAACCGCUGCCAACCAACACCUUUUCCACCAUACUAGGGUAUUUUACCACAGUAAUUCACCGAAUUGCCUCGAUAAAACUACUAACUGAAAGCUUAAACAAAGCCCUCUACCUAAUAGACCUUACACUAAUAGAAAAGUCAAUACCAAAAACAGUAUCUACUUCCAACCUACUAGCCUCCCAAAUACUAACAAACCAAAAAGGCCUAAUUAAACUCUACUUCCUCUCAUUCAUCGUAUCACUACUAUCUAUUCCCAUUUUAUUAACUAAUUACCUCGUGUAA
Molecule: messenger RNA, 1818 nt
Organism: Phodopus roborovskii (desert hamster)
Lineage: Eukaryota; Metazoa; Chordata; Mammalia; Rodentia; Cricetidae
Source: the annotation of a RefSeq genome assembly